AUGGUGAUCGAAGGUUGGCUUGAGCCAGAGUGUGUUGUCGUUGCGUCUGCGGGUUCCGGUAGGUCGCCGGCAGUGUCUGGCUCGGUGAUUGCCUCGAUGAAGCUGCCACUGCCGUUUGCAACAAAACCGCUUCCCUCCCCGCCCGAGGCCCCGAAUCCACCAAAGCCAGCUCUACCUAUCACAGAGCCUCAACCUACCGCUGUGGCUGCUCCUCACGCGCACGCUCAUGCGGGGCCUGCUCGUGUUGCUCUUGUUGCUCCUGUUGCUCCCGUUGAGUCUCCCGCUCCCCUUGUCAUUGUUGAUGCCCCUCCGGGCGCCCCGAUCCUUGCUGCGCCGCUUGCCUCAGUCGCCCUACCUGCACCGAUCGCUGCUGUUGGUUCGUCGCCGCACGCGGUGUCCGCCACCACUGGCGGCCCGAGCCCGGGGGAGGUGGGGGGGGCCGUUGCGCUGUCGGCUCCCGUCCUACCGACAGCGGCAACAUUGGUGCUGCCCCCGGAUGUCCAGGUGGUUCCUGAUCCUGCGCCACUCGCUGCUGCUCUUUUGGCUCAGCCCGUUCCUCCUCCUGCUCCCUCUGCAUCUGCUGCUGCUCAUGGGAACCGUAUUUGCCUGCUGAGGGUUCCUCCUGUUGCGGGUAUGGAGUUCGUGACCGUGGCAGGAGGACCGGUGACGGCGCAGUAUCCAUCGCUACUGCCCGUGGCUCUUGCUCCUCCGGCUGCAACGGUGUAUGGUCACCCGGCUCUCUCCCAGGGUGUUCCUCUGGACAGUGGACCUUGGGACGAGUGCCUAGAUGCCGCUGAUCGGCUGGCCGAGCUCCUGGCGCCCGUGUUGGCUACGCCCGCGCGGGGCGGAGUUGCGGGCGUUGGACAGCUUGGGACGGCAGACCGUGGUCUGCGCCGGUUUUUGCGCGAAAGGACUGCAGUCGACUUGAUCGGCGCAACCACAGUGGUGGUGCGCGAGCUUCAUCGCUCUCUGAUGGUGUUAUAG
Messenger RNA from Closterium sp. Naga37s-1, 984 nucleotides. The record is from the annotation of a GenBank genome assembly. Lineage: Eukaryota; Viridiplantae; Streptophyta; Zygnematophyceae; Desmidiales; Closteriaceae.